Messenger RNA from Bemisia tabaci, 365 nucleotides. The record is from RefSeq and is a predicted model, not a curated record. Lineage: Eukaryota; Metazoa; Arthropoda; Insecta; Hemiptera; Aleyrodidae.
UCCGCGGCGGAGCCGAAGCCGGGAACGUCAGGGAUAGCCCAAGCUCAAGCUCGCCGAACACGCCAGUCUUACGCCCGCUCUCGCACGCUCCGCACGGUGUCAGUGAUUCAAGUGUCGGUUUCUCGUCCCAGUGAUCCCAAGUUCGACUUCCCAAAUGGCUGACGGCAUCAAGCGUGACAUCCCGAUCCGAUUGGGGGAUUUCAGUGUCAUCGACUCCGAGUUCAGCAACAUCCGCGAGCGCUUCGACGCCGAGAUGAAGAAGAUGGAGGACGAGAUGACCAAGUUCAGGUCCGAGCUCAUGAACCGCGAAUCCAACUUCUUCAAGACCACCACGAGGUAAUUCAGAUUUAACUCGAGUUUGGGAA